Messenger RNA from Cotesia congregata, 411 nucleotides. NCBI's taxonomy places the organism in Eukaryota, Metazoa, Arthropoda, Insecta, Hymenoptera, Braconidae. The record is from the annotation of a GenBank genome assembly.
AUGACUCUGCCAAAGAAGUUUGCCGUUGUACAGUUUUACGAGGUCGCUAAUUUAGGCCAAAAUCCGUAUAAGAGCGUCCCAAAAACCUGGCUUGAAUUUGGAAACUCAGAUGACGUUUUUUUGCGCUACCCCACGGCGGAAGAACUGCCGUUCUCAAUUGAUCGUAUCAUCAACUAUGCACCUCCAUCACUGAGUUGGCCAAGACACGCAGCGACGUUCGUAUGUGAGCUCGAUACAUAUGAAGAAUGUUUGUUCCUGAUGGCACACAUGGAUGUCAAUUUACCUGAAGAAUACGCUAUCAUGACUUGGAAAAAGCUCAGCCGCGAGUUCAGAGAUAGACAGACUUGUCAGCAAUCAAGUUCGAUGUUCUAUCAGCUGUGGAAUUGGUUUUCAAGUUUUUUUAACCAAUAA